Trichosurus vulpecula (common brushtail) is the source of this 3573-nucleotide messenger RNA. It is a transcript of the gene IQSEC3, whose product is annotated as IQ motif and Sec7 domain ArfGEF 3. Gene Ontology annotation, molecular function: protein binding; guanyl-nucleotide exchange factor activity. The transcript has 14 exons. The coding region runs from base 1 to 3573 and encodes 1190 amino acids. NCBI's taxonomy places the organism in Eukaryota, Metazoa, Chordata, Mammalia, Diprotodontia, Phalangeridae. Gene Ontology annotation, biological process: regulation of ARF protein signal transduction; actin cytoskeleton organization. The record is from RefSeq and is a predicted model, not a curated record.
AUGGAGAGCCUGUUGGAGAACCCGGUGCGUGCUGUCCUCUAUCUGAAAGAGCUCACGGCCAUCGUGCAGAACCAGCAAAGCCUCAUCCACACCCAGCGCCAGCGGAUAGACGAACUGGAAAAGCGGCUGGACGAGUUGAGCGCUGAGAACCGCAGCCUGUGGGAACAGCAGCAGCUUCUGCAAAACCAUCCUCCGCCUGGGCUGGUCCCCCAGUCGCAAGCCCCACUCCCGGCUUCCCAGGCUUCUGCUGCGGCCAGUUCCCCAGAGCCUCCUCAGAACCAGGGACAGCUCUCUACCAUCGCUCCACUGCCACCGCUGGCAGUGGCUGCGGCGCCGCAGCAACCACCGCCGCCGCCGCUGCAGCAGCCAACUCAGCACCACGGACAGCUCGCAACACAGCCCCAGCCGGGCCCCAGCAGAGCUUUAACACCCCAAACACCCCAUCACCAUACCGCGGUCUCCGGAGCCGCUGUCGAUAAGGAGAAGGAGCGCCCCCCUUGUUGCGCUGCUGCUGGAACCCUCCUCCCCCACAAACCCCCUGCCGCCCUCGGCAAGGGCGUCCUAGGCAGGAGACCUGAGAAUGAGACUGUGCUGCACCAAUUCUGCUGUCCAGCUGCUGAUGCCGAACAGAAGCCUGCAUCUUCAGACCUGGCCUCCCAAAGUGACGACUCCUACACCCAUGCCGGGGGUGGCACAGAGGACCCUUCGGCCAGCAGACCCAGCGCCCAGGAGCUGCAGGAGGAGGAGGAGCUGCUAGGGGCAGGGGGCACCUCCGUGCUGGCAACGAAGGCCAGCCUCCACCACACAGCCUCCCCUGGCCGGCAGCAGCAUGCCAAGGUGCUCUGCUCCCAUGCCCCUGCUGCCUCUGAUUACGAGCUGUCCCUUGACUUAAAGAAUAAACAGAUUGAAAUGCUAGAACACAAAUACGGAGGCCACUUGGUGUCCCGGCGAGCAGCUUGCACCAUUCAAACAGCCUUCCGCCAAUAUCAGCUUAGCAAGAACUUCGAGAAGAUCCGCAACUCACUGCUUGAGAGCCGUCUCCCUCGCCGUAUCUCCUUGCGCAAGGUGCGGGUCCCCAAUCCAGAGACCUUUGCAGCAGAGAAGGCUCUGAUGGAGGGCUAUGGGCUAAUGGGGCUGCCCCUGGUCCGCUCCCCAUCUCUGCCAGCCACUAUCACAGGCACACUCACCGAGCUCGAGGACUCCUUCACGGAGCAAGUCCAGUCCCUGGCUAAGUCCAUAGAUGAUGCUCUCAGUACCUGGAGCCUCAAGACUAUGUGUUCUCUCCAGGAAGGGGGCUCCUACGAGAUCCAUGAGACCUUCCACGCUGGAGGGAUGGGACCCCCAGGUCUGGAGACAGAACGGAAGGAGCAGGAGGAAGCUGCAGAACUAAGCCUGGAGGAGGAGGAGGAGGGCGGUGGGUCAGGGGCUGGGCUGCCCCAAAGCAGAAGCACCCUCAUGAUGGCUUUCCGGGAUGUCACAGUGCAGAUUGCCAGUAAGAACAUCUCUGUCUCCUCCUCUACAGCUGUUUCUGUGGCCAACUGCCUGGGAGGGCAGGAGACACAGGUUGGACUGGUCCCAGCGGCAGGCAAAGGGGAGGCGGAGGAGGCAGGGGGAGCCGAAGCUUUGGCCUCUCCUGUUGUGACUUCAUCUGCUUCAGCCGCUGGGCACACAUGGACCGAAGUUGGGGCUGUUGGGGACGUGAAUACAAACGGGCAGGCGGCUGAGGGGGCAAUGGGUGAGGAAGAGGAGGAAGAAGAGGAGGUAGGGGAGUCAAUCAAAGGGGGUGAGAUGGAGACUGGUGACAACUCAGAGCAACUGAGCAGCAGCAGCACCUCCACCAAAUCUGCCAAGUCAAGCUCAGAGGUGUCAGCCUCAAAGGAGGCCCUGCAGGCUAUGAUACUGAGCCUGCCCCGAUACCACUGCGAGAACCCAGCCAGCUGCAAAUCCCCCACACUCUCUACUGACACCCUUCGAAAGAGGCUCUACCGCAUCGGCCUCAACCUCUUCAACAUAAACCCAGACAAGGGUAUCCAGUUCCUGAUCUCCCGAGGCUUCAUCCCCGACACUCCCAUUGGUGUGGCUCAUUUCCUUCUGCAGCGAAAGGGACUUAGCAGACAAAUGAUUGGAGAGUUCCUGGGAAACAGCAAGAAGCAGUUCAAUCGGGAUGUGCUGGACUGUGUGGUGGAUGAAAUGGACUUUUCCAACAUGGAAUUAGACGAAGCUCUGAGGAAAUUCCAGGCCCAUAUCCGGGUCCAAGGUGAGGCCCAGAAGGUGGAGCGGCUCAUCGAAGCUUUCAGCCAGCGCUACUGCAUGUGCAAUCCUGAGGUAGUACAGCAGUUCCACAACCCUGACACCAUCUUCAUCCUGGCCUUUGCCAUCAUCCUCCUCAACACAGACAUGUAUAGUCCCAAUAUCAAGCCUGACCGGAAGAUGAUGCUGGAGGAUUUCAUCCGGAACCUGAGAGGCGUGGAUGAUGGGGCUGACAUCCCCCGAGAGCUGGUGGUGGGCAUCUAUGAAAGGAUCCAACAGAAGGAACUAAAAUCCAAUGAGGACCAUGUCACCUAUGUUACCAAAGUGGAGAAGUCCAUUGUGGGCAUGAAGACAGUGCUGUCAGUCCCACAUCGCCGCCUGGUCUGCUGCAGCCGGCUCUUUGAGGUGACUGACGUGAACAAGCUACAGAAGCAGGCAGCUCACCAGAGGGAGGUGUUCCUCUUCAAUGACCUGCUGGUGAUCCUCAAGCUUUGCCCAAAGAAGAAGACCUCCUCCACGUAUACUUUCUGCAAGUCCGUGGGCCUGCUAGGGAUGCAGUUCCACCUUUUUGAGAAUGAGUAUCAUUCCCAUGGCAUCACACUGGUGACCCCAGUGUCAGGCUCAGAAAAGAAGCAGGUAUUGCAUUUCUGUGCCCUGGGCUCAGAGGAGAUGCAGAAGUUUGUGGAAGACUUGAAAGAAUCCAUUGCUGAGGUCACAGAGCUGGAGCAGAUCCGAAUUGAAUGGGAGCUGGAGAAGCAGCAGGGAACCAAGACUCUUUCAUUUAAGUCCAGUGGAACUCAGCCUGACCCACAGUCAAAGCAAGGGUCUCCUACAGCCACCAAAAGGGAAGCUCCUGAGAAGGCGAUGGAAAGCACAGUGGAGGUGUCAAUUCACAACAGGCUUCAAACGUACCAGCACAACUCCAGGCUGGGGCCCGAGAAGGGAGUGCUGCCGCCGCCACCGCCACCACCAUCAUCGCCAGGCCUGCCUCCUAAUUCCCCAAGGGACCUGCUGCCACCACCGCCACCCACCCCCCCAGGGACCCUGGUGCAGUGCCAGCAGAUUGUCAAAGUCAUUGUCCUGGACAAGCCCUGCCUGGCCCGCAUGGAGCCUCUCCUGAGCCAGGCUCUCACCUGUUAUGCCUCCUCCUCUGACUCCUGCAGCUCCACUCCCCUUCGAGGUCCUGCCACCCCCGUCAAGAUCAUCCACCAGCCCCCCCUGCCCCCACCCCCUCCCCCUUAUAACCAUCCCCAUCAGUACUGCCCUCCAGGCUCUCUGCUCCAACAAAGGAGGUAUUCCAGUGGUUCCAGAAGCCUAGUGUAA